AAUCAGCAAGGAGCGGGGGGAGGAGGCGAUCAUGUUGUCACCUGACCGUGGUCGGGCAGCGCCUGGAGAAGCCGCGGCGAAUCUGGCCCCGAGGUAGGGGCUCGUAGUGGCCCACGCUCGUUCGCUCGCGGAGCUGCGGCAGAGGUGUGAAGAAUAGAAGCAUGUUUCCCUCUGAGGUCUUCAGCAACAUUUGUGAUACAGAAUGUCUCUAAGUGAAAGGAACAGCGUGGUUUUUGCAUAUGAGUCUUCAGUACACAGUGCCAAUGUUCUGCUUAGUCUUGAUGAACAGAGAAAGCAAGACCUUUUUUGUGAUGUUACCAUCUUAGUAGAAGAUCAACGAUUUCGGGCCCAUCGCUCUGUGCUUGCAGCCUGCAGCAAUUACUUCCGUUCAAGAAUUGUGGGUCAGUUGGAACUUGAUCUUAUUGUUUUACCUGAAGAGGUUACACUAAAAGGAUUUGAUCCCUUGCUUCAAUUUGCCUACACUUCUAAACUUAUUUUAGACAAAGAUAAUGUGGCUGAAGUCUGCAAGUGUGCAGAGUUUUUGGGAGUACAUGACAUUGAGGAAUCUUGUUUUCACUUUCUCAAAUUCAAGUUUCUGGACCAGAAACCAGGCCGACGGGAAUACCUGAAGAAAAAAUGUUGUAAACCGCGGUGUCAGAAAGAACAUAGUAAAAUAGGUGUUCCUGAUAGGGAUCUAGAAACAGACGACGUGGAUGAUAUUUUGCAAAAUGAAUGCAUUCAAAACCCUCAAUUCAGCACCCACAAAAAUAAUCAAAAUUCAGAAGUAUCUCUUCUGCAAGAUACUGCCAGUCAGACAUGUGAGUCUGUAUCAGAAAGGGGUCUUGUCUUUGGUUUCGAGUCCCUAUGCCCCAAAUACAGGAAGUUCCAAAAAGCUUUAGGGAAUGAUAAAGUCCCUGUUGUGGAGUCCAAUUCCAGUAUUAAAGAGAGUGCAUCCAUUCAUCAGACUGAAUCAAAUACUAUUGGUGCUAUACAAAAAUCUCUUGGCUGUGCAGCCGUGCAGCCAGUCUCUAAAUGUGAAGGUGCUCAGGUAGAGAUGGAAGAAGAUGGGAAUGAAGAGUUUUUGAAAGAGACAAGCCCUCCAUUCCAAAGUCUUGAAUGUUCUGCGAAGAAGAUGGAUUCUUCUUUUGCCUCCCAUAAUUCUUCUGUUGCCACUAAUGGUCUUCAUUCUGCUUCUUUCUUAAAUGCAUACGAUCAAUAUUGUAAUUUGACUUUUAGUGGUAUGCAGGGCAAUACAGAGGUAGCUGAAAAAAAUGAUAUUGUUACCGGAGCUGGAAGUUGCAAAUUAAUGAAUGAAAAUAUUGAGGGCCCACCUUUGAAAUCUCAUUUGUGCGACAGAGAAAAUGUGAACAUGACUUUGCCCAGCAAUCGCAGCAGUGUGGAAAGAGAGAUAGCAGAACAACUAGCAAAAGGAUUUUGGAGUGAUGUUUACAACACAGAUACGGCAUGUCAAGUCAACCUGUCUCCUGCCCCAGCUAAAGAAUUUUCGGAGCAGGUCUGUUCAGAAAAGAAAACUGAGUGUCCUUGGUUAGGUAUCAGGAUCAGUGACAGCCCUGAGCAUGGCCCUCAAAGAACUUUUACAACUUUGAACUCUGUCAGUUGCCCUUUCAUCAGUAACCUUGGUACUGAAAACAUUGCUGAUAUUAAUAGUGGAGACUGUGCACCAGAACAACCACCAGAACAGUGUCCAUACAGCUGUGUGAUAAAUUUGGAAGAAGAAUCUGAAACUGAUACAGAAGGAGAUAGUGAAUCCUGUUCUGCCAGAGAACAAGAAUGUGAGGUAAAGCUGCCGUUUAAUUCACAGAAGAUAAUUUCUCUUUCUAGAAAUGACUUUCAGUCAUUUCUGAAAAUGCACAAAUUGACACCAGAAGAGCUGGAUUGUAUCCACGAUAUUAGAAGGCGAAGUAAAAAUAGAAUCGCAGCACAGCGCUGUCGUAAGCGAAAGCUAGACUGCUUACAAAACCUUGAAUCUGAAAUAGAGAAACUGCAAAAUGAAAAAGAGAACUUGCUGAAGGAGAAAGAUCAAAUUUUGUCAACACUGGUUGAGACAAAGCAGAAUCUCACAGGACUUUGCCAACAAGUAUGCAAGGAAGCUGCACUGAGUCACGAGCAAAUACAGAUUCUUGCAAAAUAUUCUGCCUCUGAUUGUCCACUUUCAUUUUUAGUCCCAGAGAAGGAACAACCAGCGCCAUCUGAUGUUAUGCCUGCAAUGCCGUUGUGUGUAGAAUUAUCUGCGGGUAUUUCUGUUGCAUCAACAAAUGAGUAGAGUUCUACAUACCAGCAUGUAAAAGGAACAUGUGAUACGGAUAUGAUCAAGCACAAGAAUUGUGUUUCAUUAUCUGAGAAAACAUGGCCUUUAAGCAGAAUGGUGUUGGUAUUACCCAUUUUUGUCAACAAAUGACAGAUAAAUGCACUACAGAAAAAUAAUCUUGUUAUCACACUCAUCCUGGCAGGGUUGAAAUAUUGGUUUCUGAGGAGCAAUAUAGAACCUUACAUAUAGUGCAGCUGUUUGUACUUAACUAUCCACCAUUCUCAAUGAACUGUAAAUGUAAUUAUGAGCUUCUCCCUUCUGACAUGUGAAGAUGUCACUAUGUGACACACCUUAUUACAAGCAGAAGGGAAUUCCUGCAGUUUAGAUACUUUAGGUUGCCAGUGCCACAUGAAUCAAAAUAACUGGAGCAAACAUUUUGCCUUUUAAACUCGCUUAAGAAUUCCAGUGCUCUUGAAGGUCACUGAUUUGCUCUUGGAGGUCACUGAUUCAUAGGGUCACCAUAAGUCAUAAUCGACUUGGAGGCACAUAACAACAAGAAUUCCAGAUGUUUAAAAUAAAUAAAUAGAUCUGGUAAUACACUGAAACCUCAAACAUCCAUGUCUGCAAGAAUAUUGUGUCGUCUAAUUAGGAUACCCGUUCUUGGCAUGCUGUCCUUUCAUGCUCUCCAAGGGUUGUAUCUAAUGCUUUUGUCAGAAAGUUGGUCUUUCCUCCCGUGCCCCCAGAUUCUGCUCUGGAGGUCCCUCACCCUUUCAGGCUGAUUCUAGAGCGCAAGCAGACGGCUGGAUGGGGCAGGAGACAAAGAAGUUCUGUUGUACGCAUGGAAGUCCCUUGUGCCAACAGAGCUGCAGCGUUGGACAUGGCCCCAAAUAUUUGAGGUUCUGCUUAACAUAACAUACCAUGGUAUUUGUGCUUCCUAAAAUUUGAUAGGUGGUUAUAAGGAGAAUUAAAAUGAUCAAGUAUUCUGGAAGGAUUUCAACUUCUACUAUUACUAGUGGGACCAGUUCAGAUAUAUUUGAAAACUAUUCUUUUAAAUGGAUACUUUUAUGCGCAAGGCUAAAAGUAACAAUUCAGUUUUCAAUCGUUUGUACUUCAGUUAUUAAAAAGUCACAUUGAUUCUUCAAUAGUUUUAACUAUUAAAAAUUAGCAAAUAGAGACUUUUAUUGUAGACUGAUCUGCAUUGUAUUAAUUACAGAAAAACCAUAUAAAAUUUGUAAUUGUUCUUAAUAACAGAAGCUUUAUCUACUGAACCUCAAACAUUCUUGCUGGUUUACAGAAUGUAAAAGCCAAUGGAAUUCUUCAUUUCCUACCUCAAAACAGGCAUCAGUUUUUAUAUCUAUGUUUGGAAUAUGAUUAUCUUUCUAUAACUAUUAUUGCUUUGCAAGACUCUAGCAUAGUAAAUCUGCUAUUUCUUAACAUGCUAAAAUAUUGGUUAAGUUAGCGAUGAUUUUAGCCUCUAGGAAGGUAUUUUGCAUUUGAUAAAAUAUAAAAAACACAUGGUGAACAUUUGGCCAAAUACAUAAUCUGAACAGUACAUUUGACAACCAGCAUGUAUUACAAAAACUACACUACCUCACAGAAUGAUUUCAAGGUCAUUCAAAGCUGCAGUGGUAUUCAUAAAUAUUUGUCACGAAAUUAGCAUUAUGAUUUACAUAGCUUACAGACUUUUGACUUCAUUGUGGAAGUUCCUGUUUAAUUUCCCAUGUUCUCUUUUGCUUGUGUUCAGUACUCUUGUGAUAAUAUAGGGAAUGAUUCUUAGCAAGCAGAUAGCUAGCAUUUUUGGCAUUAUGUGCAUUUGAUAAGGCAGGUGCUCUUGAAAAGUGCACACAACGUCUCUCCUGGGAGUCAUAUACUUUGACUUUUCUCCUGAUCCACCCUGUUCCUUUCUGACAAAUCAGUUAGCAGUGCCAAAUUUGUUGAAGCAUAUAAUGUAAAACCUGUAUUUCAAAGAAGUAACUUAAGGAUAGAAUAUUGAUAUAAUUGCUUUUGAGAAUACAUUUUAACACUGUACACUCUAAAUAAUAUCUCUAGGGAACUGGAUUUUCUAUGGGCGGGCUAGUGUUGACAUUGCAAGGGACAGUCUGGCUCUGGCUCCUCUCAGAAGUCAACAACCCCAGUAGAAGACUGCAUCAGUGGAGGAGUGCAUAAGAGCCUGUACUGCAUUCUUCUUGUUGGUUAAUAAAUUUAAUGUCUGAAUUGGAGCUGUAGGUUCAGUUCACAUUUUUAUAGGAAUUGUUAAAUAUGCUCAGUUUCUAAUACCUAACUGAGGGGGAAAGGAGGUGGUUUAAUGCCUAAUCAGCUACCUCUAGGAAUGUUUGUACAGUAGUAUUUCAGGUUGCAUGCAAACACUGAAAGGCUAAAUCAUCAUUUUGCAAAUAUUGGGAAUGGACUUCAGUAUACAAGACUCUCAGGUAAAAUGUGAUGGUUGUUUUUCAGUUUCAGCCAAGAACAUUCAGUUUUGAACUUGUAACAUAUUUGCAUCAAGGCAUGUCAAAAGUAGUUUUAAAUAUUUUGGGCAGAAUGUGAGAUGUUCGAAGAACAAAACAGCAUAAAGACUGCAAAAAAGAAUCCUCCAUUAAUUACAAUUGAUUUUAUAUAUUUCAUAGUCCAGUGUUUUCUAAUGCAAUAAAAACCACUAUCCUUUCUAAGAAGGUCUUCAUUUUUGUAAAAUUUUGGCAUUGUAGAAUUGAUGCAUACUGAUUGAUUCAUUUAGUACUACUAAAGCUGAACUCUGGAAAUAACAUUAUUUAUACAGUUUAUAUAAUAUAUAAAGGCAGCAAAUAUUACUGAAUUGGAAUAAAACUCCUGAAAACUCA
Messenger RNA from Rhineura floridana, 5103 nucleotides. It is a transcript of the gene BACH1, whose product is annotated as BTB domain and CNC homolog 1. Gene Ontology annotation, biological process: regulation of transcription by RNA polymerase II. Lineage: Eukaryota; Metazoa; Chordata; Lepidosauria; Squamata; Rhineuridae. Gene Ontology annotation, molecular function: DNA-binding transcription factor activity, RNA polymerase II-specific; RNA polymerase II cis-regulatory region sequence-specific DNA binding; protein binding. The coding region runs from base 203 to 2284 and encodes 693 amino acids. The record is from RefSeq and is a predicted model, not a curated record. The transcript has 5 exons.